AUGUCUGCCUUAGAGAAUUUAGACGCUCUUGUCGUCGGAGCUGGAUUUGCUGGAUUGUAUCAAUUACAUUCCCUCAGAAAACUUGGUUACAACUGCAAGGUUGUCGAGCUUGGAGGUGGAGUGGGAGGUGUUUGGUAUUGGAACAAUUACCCUGGUGCUCGAGUCGAUAUACAUGUUCCACUCUACGAAUAUGGUUUCGGUGGUCUUUAUAAGGAUUUUACAUGGACGGAACGUUUUCCAGAACGAUCGGAACUUCUAAGAUACUUUGAUUAUGUUGACAAGAAACUGGAUUUGAGUAAAGAUAUUGUACUCAAUACUGGAGUCACACAUGCCAAAUUUGAUAUUAAGGCCAGUCGCUGGAAUGUCACCUUGACGACUGGAGAAGUUUGUGAUUGCAAGUUCCUCAUACUAUGCACUGGAGCUCUUACCAAACUUUUCGUCCCGGACUUUGAGGGACGCUGGCCUCAAGAGGGUGUCAAUACUGCUGUCUCCCAUCUCACCGUCUUCCAACGAACACCCAACAUCUGUCUCCCAAUGCAACAGCGCCCACUAAUCGAAAUCGAACAAAACACCUCCAAAGCCAACGGCACCUAUGAUGAAAUCUACAAAACCAGACCCAAAUACCACGCCGGCUUGGAUUACGAUUUCAUCCAGCGCAAUUGCAUUGAAGAUUCACCUGACAAGCGUCGCGAAACAUUCGAGCAACUCUAUUCUGACGGCGGAUUCCGUCCUUGGCUUGGUACUUAUAAAGAUAUCCUCUUUAACCAGGAAUCUAAUGAUGCGGCCUAUAGUUUUUGGGCUGAAAGAUGUAGAGAGAGGAUUACAGAUCCGAAGAAAAAGGAUCUUUUGGCUCCGUUAUUAGAAAAUCAGAUACAUACUUUUGGGACCAAGCGUCCAUCACUCGAGCAGAACUUCUACGAAGUUUGUAAUCAGGAGAAUGUGGAUAUCAUCGAUAUCCUCGCGAACCCAAUCGACACGUUUACAGAAACAGGGAUAUGCAUGGAAAAUGGUGAGGAGUAUCAUUUUGAUACUAUUGUGUUGGCGACGGGAUAUGAUGCUUUAACGGGAGGUUUUACGGGGAUUGAUAUUGUGGGGACGGAUGGGAGGAGUAUUGCUGAGAAGUGGAAAGAUGGCAUUAAAACAUACCUAGGAAUGACGAUGGUCAAUUUCCCCAAUCUAUUCAUGACAUACGGGGUUCAAGCCCCCUCAACCUUCGCCAACGGCCCUGUAAUGUCUGAAAUCCAAGGAACCUUCAUAACGCGCACCAUCCACCACCUCAACACAUGCGAUCCCCCCAUCUGCACCAUCGAACCGACCCAUCUCUCGGAAGAAUCCUGGCACCGCAAAAUUAUAGAUUUAGCAGCACCCUCGCUCUUUGCGCGCACAAAGAGUUGGUAUAUGGGCUCGAAUAUUCCCGGGAAGAAGAUUGAGAUGGGGGGUUAUAUGGGGGGCGUGCCGGCUUUUAGUAGGGAGUUGGAGGGGGCGAUGGAGGGGGGGAUGGAAGGGGAAAAGUGGAGGGAUGCGUGGGUUUUGGAUGGGUAUUUGGAGGGAGGGGUAGGAGGGGAAGUGUAG
Sclerotinia borealis F-4128 is the source of this 1572-nucleotide messenger RNA. The record is from the annotation of a GenBank genome assembly. Lineage: Eukaryota; Fungi; Ascomycota; Leotiomycetes; Helotiales; Sclerotiniaceae.